Alosa sapidissima (American shad) is the source of this 2584-nucleotide messenger RNA. Its product is annotated as zinc finger protein 2 homolog. Gene Ontology annotation, molecular function: DNA-binding transcription factor activity; RNA polymerase II cis-regulatory region sequence-specific DNA binding. The transcript has 4 exons. Bases 633 to 2396 code for a protein of 587 amino acids. The record is from RefSeq and is a predicted model, not a curated record. Gene Ontology annotation, biological process: regulation of transcription by RNA polymerase II. NCBI's taxonomy places the organism in Eukaryota, Metazoa, Chordata, Actinopteri, Clupeiformes, Clupeidae.
GUGGAGGACACAGUGCAGAUCUUGCGCAUGUGCAGAUUGUAUCGUGCAGGCAGCAUCGAUAGUAGGCUACUGACUCAAGCUUCAACACUCUGUCGAAACAGUUUGCUUCACCGGAGGGAUACAAGUGUCGAUGCCUCAGUGUCGAACGUCCUAUAACUAACACAUGUCUUUUAGCUUGUUGUAACGGGUGACACUACAGCAGUUAUCGUGCGCGAAUUUACUUGAGACGUAGGCUAUAACAUCGCCAAACGGAAGGAAACAAGAGAUACCACGACCGCAACAACGCCGCGACUCUUGGACUUUCUCCGUGCGUCACUGUGCGAGCUAAUAUCGCUUGAAACAAUUUGACUUCAACAGGAGGACGUGGGGAUUUUAAUCUUGGGGCAUAGUCCCGUUUUAACUUUGGCCUACUGGGAAACGAAAGCAGAUAGAACAGACGAACUAAACUCCACAAGUAGGCUACAACGACAACGGAGGGCGGAAAAAGCGUGACCAAGACCACCGUGGUUCUCCUUUGAAAAGUGGAGAUCUUAAGACAUAAGUACGGAGGCACCGAAGAGAAGCCUAAUCUACGAUCAUCGCUCCCUGUUAUUACAAAGUCAAGUCUGAAACAGAGUUUUCAUACAGCAGAGAUGCCGUACCCCUGUCCUCAGUGUGGCCAGUAUUAUAUUGAAGAAGAAAAGCUUAAACGACACCAGCUUAAACGACACCAGCACACCCCCACCACAGACCAGCCGUGUGGUGGAGAAGAAAGAAACGUUUCCAGUGUCCAGUUAAAGACGGAACCAGUGGUGCAGGAGGACUGCAGUAGGUCAACUCGAGGACAACGAGGGACACAGGAAGAGGACGAGAAAGAGGAGGAACAGCCUGAGACCGUUCCUGAAAGUGAUCCAGACACUUCACUUCCUGAAAGUGAUCCCGACACUCCACUUCUUGAAGGUGACCCCGACACCCCACAUCCUGAACGAGUCCCAGACCGAGCCAGACUCCCCAGGCGUCCUGCAGCCAAGCUCUGGAUGUCCGGCACCCCAAAGAUAGGACUGACAGCGUUUCAGGUGUUCUCCUGUUCCCUCUGUCCAAAAUCCUACACGGCUGAAAUCUACCUCCACAAGCACAUGAAGUUAAACCACCAUGAAGAGUACACACGGAUGGUGAGAUCUGGAGAUAUCAGACCAGAGACUCUGAGCACCCCAUUUUACAGAAAUCCACCACAACCAAUCAACAACGAAACACAGCGCGAAAACUCCACUGUAGAAUCCAACUCAUCGGCCAAUAGGGUGCGCGUUCAGAGGGAGACACUGUUCUGCUGCUCUGAGUGUGGUAAAUAUUGCUGUAGUCGUGACGCUCUUAAACGACACCAGCUCAUCCACACUGGAGAGAGACCAUACCACUGCACUCACUGUGGCAAAAGUUUCACUUCUCGGACAGAACUUAAGGUGCAUGUGCGAGUUCACACAGGAGAAAAACCAUACCACUGCACUGAGUGUGGCGAGAGUUUCACCCAAAUAUCGAAUCUUAAAACCCACCAACGCAGUCACUCAGGGGAGAAGCCAUACCACUGCACAAAGUGUGGCAAGAGUUUCACUAAUAUGUUUGGCUACAAAACACAUAAGGAACUCCACACUGGAGAGAGGCCAUACCACUGCUCCCAAUGUCGCAAAGGUUUCACCACAUUGGGAGGUCUCAAACAGCACAUGCGUAUACAUGCAGGAGAGAGGCCAUUCAAUUGCACAUUGUGUGAGAGGAGUUUCACCUAUAAACAAGAAUUGACAAGACAUGAGCGUGUUCAUGCAGGAGAAAAACCGUACCACUGCACUCAGUGUGGUACCAGUUUCCAUUCUGGGCAGGAACUUAAGAUGCACCUGCGCGUUCACACAGGGGAGAAACCAUACCACUGUGUUGACUGUGACAAGAGUUUCACCCAAAUAUCGAAUCUCAGAACUCACCAACGCAGUCACUCGGGAGAAAAGCUGCACCACUGCACUGAGUGUGGGAAGAGUUUCACUCUUGCGCAAGGUCUCAAGGUACACCAGCGCAUACACACGGGAGAAAAGGUGCACCAGUGCAGCCUGUGUGACAAGAGUUUCAGUCGGGUGGAUGUGCUCAAAAUACACCAGCGGGUGCACACAGGAGAGAGGUUGUACCACUGCUCUCAUUGCAACAAGGGUUUCACUCAAAAAGGUCACCUUCAACAACACCAACGCAUUCAUACCGGAGAAAGGCCUCACCCUUGUGGUCAGUGUGGAAAGGCUUUCUCUACCCCAAAAGUUCUUAAGAUACACCAGCGUACUCACACAGGAGAGAAGCCAUACCACUGCGCUGAAUGUGGCAAGGGCUUCAGCCAAUCAUCAAAUCUCAGAACUCACCUGCGCCGUAGUCAUAGUCAUAAGCAGUGAAGGACAGCGUUAGCUUGACAUAUGGUAGCGCAUGUACUUGACUCAGUAGACAGUAGGUGAACAUUUACAUUAGCCUAAAUUGGAUCGCUGCUUACACAGUGAAAGAAAGCUAGCUAAUGUUAGCUUGACAUGUAUUUUCCAGACUAUAAGCAGAUACUUUCUAAUGAGGAGUCGCAGCACUCCGUUGA